Mytilus californianus (California mussel) is the source of this 5054-nucleotide messenger RNA. RefSeq names its product coiled-coil domain-containing protein 22 homolog. The transcript has 16 exons. The record is from RefSeq and is a predicted model, not a curated record. Bases 9 to 1937 code for a protein of 642 amino acids. Gene Ontology annotation, molecular function: cullin family protein binding. Gene Ontology annotation, biological process: positive regulation of ubiquitin-dependent protein catabolic process. Lineage: Eukaryota; Metazoa; Mollusca; Bivalvia; Mytilida; Mytilidae.
GUUACAAGAUGGAGGAGGUGGAUAAAAUUGUUAUUCACUCUCUAAAUGUGAUCGGAUGUGAUUUAGAUGAAGACAUUCAGAGUUUGAGACAGUUCAGUACAGAAUUAAUUGUGUCGUCUGCUAUACGUUGUCUCAAAGUGAUCAACAAUGAGGUCGACCUGCCAAAUUCCUUACCAAGUGGAAUGUCUGCUAGAUUUAGAACGGGAACCAGUUUGGCAUCUAUUAUACAGGAACUUGGAUACAAAGGAGAAAUUGGUUACCAGACAUUUUUAUAUUCCAAUGAAACAGAAAUUAGAAAAGUGUUUAUGUUUCUCAUUGAUAAACUGCCUAAAGAUAAAGUGGAAACAGAAGAGGAACCAUUAGGUGCUUCUGCAUUAUUGCAAAGAACAAUAUCAGCCUCUGUAGCAAGAUAUCUAGACUCUCCAUGGGUGCCUCCAUAUUUAAAGAGUAAAAAUAUAACAUGGAGAGGAAAACCUCCAGUCUGGCAAAAAGAGGGUGCAUUAUCUGCUUGUAAAUAUCAUUCCUGUCAUGUAAGAUCUCCACAUGGUAUGGGUGACCUAACAAAGAAAAUAUCAAAAGAAGUUAAAUCCUAUUAUUCUGAAAGUCUUCCAUACAUUACCAAUCAAACCAUACAUCACUGUGAUACAGCGCCAUCUGUCAUGGAGGACUUGGCCUCAGAACUAACAGCACAACAAGAAUGGGAUAAUGAAUGGAAUACAAUUGGUCUUCCUUCUAGACUCUCAGAACAGGAAUACAGAGCCAGGAAAAGACAAAGAAUUCAGAAAAGAUUGAAAGACAAUUUACGGUCAGAUGUCCAGAGGAGUGGUGAUUUAGCUACAUCACAAUCUGCCAUGGACCUACAGCAGAUGAUUGAUGCCAUGGGUAACAGAUCAUCUGGUUCUGGUAAAACUAAAGGGUCAAGGUUCACACAUACUGAACAACUUAUUUAUGCAAAGGAUGAAGAGAAGACUUUAUCACAGAUACAAAGUCCUGAUGUAGAUAAAGGUCAUACUGAGGAGGAACUACAAAAACAGAGAGAAGAGGAUAUAGAAAAUAUAAAAACAGAAUAUAACAAUUUAAUAUCAAAAAUAGACAAUUUAGAACUUGAAUCUAAAAAACUAACAGCUUCAAUGAAACAAAUGGAGGAUCAAAUGUCAUCGCUAUUACAACAGAACCAAGAUAAAGAAGAGUCUUAUAAAGUCAAGAAACGUACACUGGACUUGUUACCUGAUGCUGAAAAUAAUAUUACCAAAAUACAGUCAGUUGUAGAUAGUAGUGCACAACGAUUGGUUACCUUAGCUAAUCAAUGGGAGAAACACAGAGCACCAUUGAUAGAACAGUACAGGGAACUUAAAGAUCUUAAUUCUAAGAAAGAGUCUGAAGCAGAGAAGAAGUUAGAAGAGAUAAAAGCAUUCCGAUCAAAAAUGAAAGAAGUAGCAGAUGAUGCCAGACAGAAAGAGGAGUUACAAAAACAAUUGAUAGCAGAAUAUGAGAGAAUGACAAAAGAUGUCAACAGGUCAGCAUAUACAAAAAGAAUCAUGGAGAUUGUGUCAAAUAUUAAAAAACAAAAAGACGGCAUUAACCAGGUAUUAGUAGAUACCAGAUCAGUACAGAAAGAAAUCAACAUGUUAUCUGGUAAAUUGGAUCGAACAUUUACUGUAACAGAUGAACUUAUAUUCAGGGAUGCUAAAAAGGAUGAAUCUGUGAAGAAGGCAUAUAGAAAUUUAGCAGCAUUACAUGAGAAUUUUGAACAGCUUAUACAAACUGUAACACAGACUGGUACCAUUAUGAGGGAGAUAAGAGAAUUAGAGGACCAGAUUGAAUAUGAGAGUAAGAGUAAGGUGUUAACUAAUCUAGAAAAGAUUACGUCUGAUUACCAACAAAUGAAGAAAGAAAAUUCUUCAAUGGCGACUAAACUUAAACAGCAGAAAUCUUGAUAGAUAAUAAUUUAGCAUACCAUGUGCCAAAACAGAAAGACACAAACAAUCAUUGCUUCCGUAAUUGAAAGUCUGUAAAGGUUGAAUAGAAUAAUACUCUGAAGAUAUAUUAAAAGAUUUUUUUUCGCUGAAUCAUGUUUGCUAACUGUUUUGUUUUAAAUUUUGCAGACUCUUUAAGAAGCAUAUUAUGAAAUAAUUAGUGUAUUCACUUCCUUAUUUGUUACAUUAUUUUAUUGACCAAAUAAGAUAUCUGCAUAUCCACCCUAUGUUUAUGCUUAGGCCAUAGUAAAAAAAAAUUCUAGAUUCUAUGAAAUCACAUUUACAACUUUUUUAACGUUAAGCUAAUUAACUUUUGAUUUAUCAGUUUAUUCGAAGAUUUUUUUCAAACUUUAAAAAAAAAAAUUUAAGAGAGCAUAUUUUAUUUUCUUAUUGUUUUCUGUUGCUGCUUCAUUGAGUAUGAACACUUUUCCCCAUGUCAAAAUGAAUUUUGUGAAUUUGUUAUAAGAAUAUACUUGUAAUAUAAAAAUGAAGAAAUGGUCAAAGGCGAAAAAAAUAAAAGGUAAAAAAAAAUAAAAGGUAAAAAAAAUUACAGACCAAAUUAUUUCAGCCUAUAUGGUCUUUGUCAAGGGUUGUUGAACAUGGAAUAAAAUUUCCAAAUUACACAAGGACAGAGUGACAACUGGCCAUUCAACAUUUUUUCUUUCAAAUGGGAAAACAUGAAAUACAAAAAAAAAAAAAAUUUUUAAAAGUAAGAAUUUAAGAAUAUUUUGUUAUGGUCUUAUUAGUUAUUAUUUUAAAUCUGAUAUAAUAGACAACUUUCGGGUUAUGUCCUUCACCGGAAAAAAUCGUCUUUAUGAUGUCAUUUACCAGAUAGAGGGGAUCGCCUGUAUCCCUGCACUAUUAACAUUCAUCAAGCGUCUUAGUAUCUCUGGUAUCUUUUGUCCCUCUUUUAGUGAUCAUCAUUGUGCAGGAUAAACUAGAAAUAAUAUUUGUUCCAUAGGUACUUCAUCACAAUUCCCUAAUGAUAGCAGUGCUGAUUGUCUAUUAUUAGAAUUUAAUUUGCCGAAUAAUUCGUGCAAUAUAGCAUCAUAUUUUUCUAACCACUCGCUCAACAUGGGAACGGAAGUGACGAUGCCCCUAAACGCACUAAUGAUGUUCACUAAAACCAAAGUUUUUUGACGGAAAUGCAUCGAACUCGAAAGUUGUUUAUUUACGUGUAGUUUGCUUUUUUUCCUGAUAUCCCUUACAUUUUGUAUGAUUAUUUCUUAUUGUAUGCAUAUAUUUAAGAGGCAUUAGCCAUUUUCACAUUAAAUCUAAAGGAAAAGUCACUUAUAAGCUAUGAACAGUUUAGUUUAACUUAUGGUCAAUUUAAGUCGGAAAAUAUUGGUGAAGAGGAAAACUGUUUUCUAUUUAUUGUUUAUAAAAGUUAAAAUCAGAAACAGAGGUAUUUAUCCAUCUUUAAUAGACAUUUUUCACAUAUUGGAAAGUCAAAUUUCCUUUUAUUCAAUGUCAAUCUCCAUUUUUUCUCACCUAAGAACAGACGACUAACAGACAUAUUAGAACUUAAUAAAAAUUAAAAAUAUCUAACAUCAGUAUGACAAUGCCAGCUGUCUUAAGAAGUAUUCUUUGGUAUCAACUUUAUUUAUAUUAGAAGUUUUUCUGUAUUUUAUUUGCAUGCUUGGUGGCAAUUAGUAAAUUUGAGAGCUUAAAGGUCCCACAUUUUAUACCUUACUUAAGCUUAACAGAUUGUCUUUAUUAAACACAAGAAUCAGUAAAUUAAAAACCUUUAACCCACCUUAACAUAGAAGUAAUUGUUAUGGUCAUGUUAAUUCAAAUUGUAUACACACUGCCAUGUUUAAAAAGAUUAAUUAGAUUCAUUUGAUAUAAGGGAGCUACCAUUUGAUUUUUAGGGGGGUGCUAGUAUGAAAUUUGAAUAAAAAAGGCAGGACAGGAGUUUUGAGUAAAAAAAAAGUCAGGAUGAGCAACUUGGCAAAAAAAAAGGCAGAGUGACAAAUUAUGUAAAAAAAGUCAGGAUAAACUAAUAAAAAAAAAUGCAGGACCGAAUAAAGUGAAUAAUAAAAAGGCAGGACCGAGAUUACAACUACAAAAAAAUGCAGGACACAAUUUUUCAUCCUAGCCCCCCCCCCCAUAAAAAUCAAAUGGUAGCUCCCUAAUGUAAAGUUUUUUUUGCUUUGUUUCAAAAAUUGCCCAAAAAAGACUUUGCUGCCUUCUUUAAAAGGAAAUUUUUAUAGCACCAAGUUCAAGUAUUAAUAAAGAUACAUCUACAUUGACAUUAAAAGAAUAGUGCUACAUUUUACUAAUUACUUUUUAAGAAGUUAUGUUCCUUCAAACCUUAAGGAUCAUGGGUGCAAAGCAAUUGAGUGCUAUGUUUGUUGCGUUAUAGAAAAUUCAUGUACAUGUAGUAGCUUUUUACUUAAUUACAUGUUAGUUUGUUUGAAAAGGAAUGCCCAUGGGAAACUUGUUAUUAUAGUUUUCCUGAACAACAUUUCAGAUGAAUGGAAUAUUCUUGUAAGCACUGAAAUGUGCUCAUUUCUGAGGGGGAUGACACACUGGUCGGAUGUGGGAUAUUUGGGGUUAAAAAAGUGAAUGUUGAGGGGGAGUAAAAAGUGGGAUUUGGGAACAAAGAAUGAUAAAAAGUGGGAAGUGGGAAAAAAUAACAAAAAAGCAGGAUUUGAGAAAUGAACAACCCCGUGUCAUCCCCUCAUUUCUAAGUGCAUUUGUAAAAAUGCUUACCUAAAGUAAAUCUCAUAAAAAAUAAAAUCAGGAGUAAUUGUAAAAUAAUUUUUUCAGAAGUUUUGUCAUUUUAGAACAUUGUACAUUCACUGCCAUUUGCACUAACUUAUAGUUUUGUAUGAAACCAUUUUAUUACAGAAGCAUUACCCAUAGCGGAUACCUAGACUAUGAAAUAUCUGCUAUUCAAAUACCUUAUCUAGGCUGUGUCAUUAUGUUCAAAUGAUAAUGUUCAUAAUAAGUAAAACCAAUAUUGAGUUAUAAUUAUUGUGUAGUUAUAUUUUUGUAUGAUUUCUUGGUUCUGUGAAAUUAUGAAAUUUAAACUGGAGGAAACAAACAUGACCGUGAUUUGACAUUUCUCAGUAA